Molecule: messenger RNA, 1737 nt
Organism: Penaeus monodon (black tiger shrimp)
Lineage: Eukaryota; Metazoa; Arthropoda; Malacostraca; Decapoda; Penaeidae
Product: lysosomal Pro-X carboxypeptidase-like
Exons: 9
Coding region: 70-1533 (487 amino acids)
Biological process (GO): proteolysis
Molecular function (GO): dipeptidyl-peptidase activity; serine-type exopeptidase activity
Source: RefSeq, a predicted model, not a curated record
ACUGCAUUUCCUUCUGUCAUAUGCUUCACUCUCGUCAACAAAGCCAUUGUCAAAACAGCCGUAGUGAGGAUGGCACGCUGGCUGCUUCUGUUAACUCUCUCUCUAUGGAUAAGUUGUUGCAGUUCGUAUAAAUAUGAGACGUAUUUCUUCAAACAAAAAGUGGAUCACUUCAGCUUUGCAGAUCAAGACAGCUUUAUUCAGCGGUACCUGAUCAGUGAUAGUCAUUGGGACCACAAUGGAGGCCCCAUCUUCUUCUACGCUGGAAAUGAGGGAGAUAUUACUCUCUUUGCAGAGAACACAGGAUUUAUGUGGGAUAUAGCUCCAGAGUUCAAUGCUCUUGUGAUCUUUGCUGAGCAUCGUUACUAUGGAGUUUCCUUGCCAUACGGGAAUAAAUCGUUUACAGAACCCAAAUAUUCAGGGUACUUGACCUCAGAACAAGCUCUGGCUGAUUAUGUUGAACUCCUGGCAUAUCUCAAGACUGUCAUCAGAGGAGCAAAGAACAGUCCUGUGAUUGUGUUUGGAGGGUCUUAUGGGGGAAUGUUGGCAGCAUGGUUCCGUAUAAAAUAUCCUCAUAUAGUACAGGGGGCAAUAGCAGCUUCAGCUCCAAUACUGCAGUUUACAGGCCUGACCCCAUGUGAGAAGUUUGGGCAGUUGGUCACAGCAGAUUUUACCAAAGAGUCUAAGGAAUGUGCUGAGGUCAUUCGUAAGUCCUGGGCUGCAAUUGAUGCUGUCACUGCAGAUGACUCUGGCCUGGCAUGGCUUACAAAAGAAUGGAAGCUAUGCAAGCCAUUGAAAGGAAAAGAUGAUGUCAAGACACUGAAAGCAUAUUUGAUGGAUGUGUGGACCAAUUUGGCAAUGGUGGAUUAUCCCUAUCCAUCUGAUUUCUUGGCACCACUUCCUGCUUACCCAAUCAAGGAAGUAUGCAGUCAGCUGACAAAUCCAGGACAUGGGCCAAAGUUGCUGUUAGAAGAAUUGUUCAGUGGUCUUACUGUUUAUGUUAACUUUACGGGAGAGACAAAAUGCGUUAAUAUUGAUCAGCAAGCAGAUGUUAGGUUGGAUGAUCGAGGAUGGGAUUUUCAGGCUUGUACAGAAAUGGUGAUGCCAUUUUGCUAUGAUGGAGUCAGUGACUUCUUUGAGCCAGCAGAAUGGAACUUUGAGGAGUAUGCAGAAAACUGCUACCAGACAUGGGGAGUACAUCCCCGUCCAAUGAUGGCACCAAAAAUAUAUGGUGGAAAGGAAUUAUCAGCAGCAAGCAACAUAGUUUUCAGCAAUGGUAACUUAGACCCAUGGUCAACUGGAGGAGUCAUGUGGAAUGUGAGCGACUCUGUGGUCUCUGUCAUCAUCCCGGAAGGUGCGCAUCAUCUUGACCUUAGGGGCUCCAAUCCCAAUGACCCUGAGUCUGUCAUUAGUGCCCGAAAAGUUGAAAAGGAGUUUAUCAGGACAUGGAUAGAUGAAUACAGAAGUGCUCAUAAUUUAAUAGGUAAUGACAGAGAAAAUACCACCACAUAUGAAGUUGUGGAGCCUCAUUUAUAGAUUUCUUUCUUUAGCAUAAUGAACCAGGAAAAGUCUUCUUCAUUCAUGAUAUUACUUGGUCACAUUGAUUCAGAUGGAUUAUGUAUGUUUUUUGUAUAGGUUAUUUUUAUGUGAACUUUGUUGGUUGUCUUAUUUGUAAGUUUUGUAAAGUAUUCAAUUGUUAAGAUAAAUGAUUUGAAGAUUAAACUAUUUAAGGUCAGUAAU